Messenger RNA from Adineta steineri, 687 nucleotides. The record is from the annotation of a GenBank genome assembly. NCBI's taxonomy places the organism in Eukaryota, Metazoa, Rotifera, Eurotatoria, Adinetida, Adinetidae.
AUGGAAUCUAAUUCGAAUAAACAACAUGAUAAUUCACAAAGUAUCUGUCCACCAUAUCAAGAAAUGUCUUCAGUUUACUCAUCACAUCCUCAGCAACUCAUUAGUGGAACUGGUUAUAUGACGCCAGGUGAAUUAUACACUCAUCAAACACCAUUAUAUAAACCAAGUGGUAUUGUUAUUAAGUCUACUUUUAACACAGCUGGGAUAAAUACAUUACCAACAGCAAUAACAACUAAUCUAAGAAUGUUUUUAAUUAUUUCUGGUUUUAUCUAUUCUUUUUGGGGCAUAUUAAUGGCUAGCCUUGAAAUUGCUAUUGUUGUCAAUACUUAUUCAACAUACUAUCAUGGAGCUUGGAUAGGUCCUUUUCUGAUAUUUGGAGGAAUUUUUAUGAUGGUUGUUGCCUUUCGAUCGUAUUAUCUACUAAUUCAUCUUAAUCGAAUAUAUAAUGCUAAUCUGAAUUUUUGUUUACUUGGAUUUAUUUUGACUAUUAUUAAUUCUAGAACAACACCUCGAUGCAGUCCAGAUUCUUCAUUGUAUUGCGAUAGUACUUUAACAAAUUGUUUAAAAAUAACUCUUGCAAUUACAUUUAUACUUGGUUUUCUUCAUUCAAUAAUCAAUAAGAUUUUCAUUUAUAAAGAACAUCAACAAACAGUAUCGAAAGCAAAUUCAAACGUUGCAAAUUAUUAG